Messenger RNA from Marasmius oreades (fairy-ring Marasmius), 737 nucleotides. RefSeq lists its product as uncharacterized. Bases 163 to 582 code for a protein of 139 amino acids. Lineage: Eukaryota; Fungi; Basidiomycota; Agaricomycetes; Agaricales; Marasmiaceae. The transcript has 7 exons. The record is from RefSeq and is a predicted model, not a curated record.
GUUUGAUGGUCGCGACGCCACAGAAGAUGCGAGUCUCAACUUCAAGCUUCAGCCUCUUCAGGCGCCGUGGCUUGGCUCAACUCAAGAAUCCACUGUUACUGAAAUGCAGUUGACGCUUUUCCGGGGGAUAGUGCUGGGUCAUUUUGGUAUAUAAGGAGGAAGAUGCACUUCUCGUUCUUCGUCGUCGCUGCCAUUGCUCUCGGUCAAACUCUCGCCAGUCCUACUGAGCUCGUCGACAGGACCUUGCCUGAAAUCGUCAGCUGCUACAACACUGGGACUAAAUCUGACCGCGCGCCAUUCGUGGCUGCAAUUGAUCAGUGGUGCGCAAAGGUCAUCGGAACGCACCUUAACAAUGGUCAAGAAGUCAGCACCGUCUUCGAAUUCGGGGAUGUGGAUUAUUGGCUCUCUGCUAAAGCGAUCAAUGGGUGCUCCUUCACCAUUGACGGAAAUUGUAAUCGUCUCCUUCGUCUCCCGGUCGACAAGUGCAACACCGGUGGUGUCAAUGGUAAACAGGGUGGUGUUAUGACCGACCCUUGCGGACAAUGGACUGCUGAUCCUGGACGUAACGGUAAUCCUUUCUGAUAUCAAAGGAAUAGGUAUCACGCAGAUGGGCCGCCGCCAACCUGAGGUUUCGUCCAGAUUUCUGGGUUCUGCAAUUUUUCCUUUUCUUUCCCUAUUUAUAUAAAUACAAAACCCCCAAAAAAAUACGUUUUCGUAGCCUGUGCAGUCUUGUUGAA